This is a messenger RNA of Sitodiplosis mosellana (orange wheat blossom midge), 5140 nucleotides long. It is a transcript of the gene bnl, whose product is annotated as ras guanine nucleotide exchange factor Q. Gene Ontology annotation, biological process: regulation of cell migration; positive regulation of protein phosphorylation; cell differentiation. Gene Ontology annotation, molecular function: growth factor activity; fibroblast growth factor receptor binding. The coding region runs from base 1966 to 4056 and encodes 696 amino acids. Lineage: Eukaryota; Metazoa; Arthropoda; Insecta; Diptera; Cecidomyiidae. The record is from RefSeq and is a predicted model, not a curated record. The transcript is spliced from 3 exons. Gene Ontology annotation, cellular component: cytoplasm.
AGUCUGUGCUCGACAUCCGACGAGAUACCAGCGCGUUGUUGUUUUCUUCAUCAUCAUCAUCAUCGGAAAACCGAAAUUCAUCGCAAAGAUUUCUGCCUCGAAAGCAUACGAAAUUUUCGAUAUUGCAUCUCUGCAUCAACAUGUUCAGUUCCGUUGUGACUGCACAUCACAAAUGUGAUUAACACAAUUAUUGGAUGGUUUUUAUCGAAAAAAAAAGUUUUAGUGUUUAUUUUUAUUCAAAAAAAGGACCUUUCAUUUUUUUAGUGAAAUGUUGACCGUUAUAGGUCCCUCUCGACGACAAAAUUAGCUUCGAAAAAAUGCUGAUUAAUUUCGAAUAAUUUAUGCAAUCUUCAUCAGUGAGCCAAAGUGGAAAAAAAGAACCGAACAAAAAUUCGUGAGAGAAACAAAAAAGCCCAAUCGCAAAUAAAUUUUAACGUAUCAUCGAAACUGAGUUAACGGUGUGUGUUGAAAAUUCAAAUUGGAUUCUGUUUUAGUCUUUUGGCAUUAUUCAUUUUGUAAAGUGGUCAAUCUGCAUGGUGCAUUCUUUUCAAUCCGGAAACAAAACAUUUUACAAAAGUAAAACCGAAGAAAAUUACUUGUGCCGAUAAAUGAACAGAGUCGCUGAUUUUGUUUUUACCGUUUGAUUUAUUCUCAUUUUGCGGCAAGCAGCCCAUUAAUUGUGCACACAUAUGAAACACGCGUUUCGAACAUUUAACCGUACGUGUUGUGUGCUACGUGAUCAGAUGAGGAAGCUUUUUUCUGUGUUCGACUGCCCGAAAAGCCGAAAGUCACACAAGAAAAUGUACACUACAGAACAAUUGAUACAUACGCCGGCUUGAACAAUUUAGCGAGACACACAUUUUUCUUCGCAAAACAUUCAUUUCGAGCGAAUGCGAUGCGGUGAUACUCAUGACGAGGACAAGCAUACAGUGAUUUUUUUACUUUCACCCAUUUUCCUUGGCCAAAAGCCACACAGCCGACUUUCGAUUCAUUCAAACGCGUUUUUACUCGAUGAAUGUGUUAUGUAAAACAGAGCUGCUGUUCUUUCAUCUAUCGGGAUAAAAGGAAGAAGGUUUUUGACACGGUGAAAUAAUACCACAGUGUGAUUCAUUUUCAACAUGAGUUCAAAUUCAGUUAUGAACUUUUAGCGCGUUCAAAGAUAAUGAAGGCAAAAAAAAAACAGGUAAAAAAAUCGUGUAUGAGAAAUUGUCUUUCUGUGAAUUUGAUAGAAGAUUUACUCACGACGACGACGACAUUUUUUCUGAUUACGUAAAUCACCUUGAACGCCAUAAAUACGUGAAUUCUAACAAGUCAUAAAAGAACGACCGAACUAUUUCGUUGUGGACAAUUGAAACCCCUCGAAAAAGCCAACGAACUGUUUGGAUCCCAAAAAUACUACCGACGUAUUAGAUUAAUGAAUGUGACUGCCAUCAGAUAACAAACAGUUCAUAAAUUUUAUCAGUCGCAAAAAUAAAUAAAUCAUGUUAUUUUCAUGGUGGUGAAUGAAUUGUUAUCUAACAUUUUCGAAUGCUAAAUUAUUUUACGCGAGUGUGAUUCACAAGCAAGUAUUAUGCAAUCAGUGUUUGAGGGAGGAAACAGCAAAAAAAUUUGAAUAAAUCAUAUUUGAUCAACGCUGAUUAAAAAAAAGUACAAACAACGAACCAAAAGAGAAGAAGAGCGGCCGAAAAAAAGACUCUUACUCACGUUUUUGUGCCAAGUGGAAUUUUGAACUUGACUUUUUUUUCGCGCGCGGCUUGUGAAUGAGACGUAAAUUUUGCAAAUUAUGUGUGUGAAUUGGAAAGGUGGACAAAGCUAAGGCACAUAGAUAGAGUACCAGAUAGCCCGCUUGCUAAAUUCCAAUGUAUGAAGUGUGCGAUUUGCGUUGGAUUUUAUCACAAAACCAAUACCAAUAAGUGGACGGUGUUGCGUAUAAUGGUGACUUAGCGCACGGCGUUUCUGAGGUUAAUGCCGAUCCAACUAUUGUUAGAUUGGAGUAAGGCCCUAGUGGCCAUCGUAUGCUCACUCCUUUUGGCCAUUUCAUUCAUAAUGUGCACGGCAAAGCCCGUUGCAAUUGUUGGCGGCGGCGGCGGCCUGAGCACCAACGAUUUUACACCGGCAAAUCGUACGCAAUUACUCAAGCGAAAUGCCAUUGAAAGUGAAAAUCGCUUGAUGCUCACCACACCAUCAAACGAUGCAAUGCCAUUGAAUAUAUCACUGAGUCAUAAUCCAUUCGGAUUGGAUACGGUGAAAAAUGAUACGUCCGUUGUGAAAUGGCACGUAAAUGCAACACAGCCGGCUCGAACGACAAAGUCGACGUCGACGUCGGCAGUGAAUCCAUCGAAAAAUAUCCGUCAUGGCUCGAUUUCAACAACGACGACGACACCAAAGGUGGCUAUUACAAAUCAUUCGUCCGAUGCAUCAAAUGAAUUAAAUUUAGCUGCACUUAGCGGUGAUGGCAACCAGCAACCAAACAAUUUUGAACAGCUCAAAGUACUAGCCAGAACUCAACCGAACAUUAAAUCAAACGAUCAACCGGUGGACACAACAAAAACAUCAACGAACGAACAAAAUGCCACUCGACAUUUCAGUGCGACCAAAUUCAAUGUAUUCAAAUUGGUUGGCAAAAAAUCACCGACUCGCCCAAGUGACGGCAAUUUUACAACCGAAUUGCCAACCAAGCAAACCACCACAAUACAUCAAUCAACCAUCACAACGAAAGCAACUAUUCAAUCAGUAUUUCUAGAUCAUCUAAAUAAUUUUAACGACACUAAAUCGCCGAACAUUGAUAGCAUUAGUAAUGAUAACAUAAAUCCAAAUACGCAAACUCAAGAUAUGGUGGACGCAGAGAUUUUAUCACGAACGGAACGAAGUGUUCAAAUUGCGGCAAAUAAACGCAAACGAUUACAUAAUGAUUCGAACAAUGCGGAACGCAUUGAAAGAUCCGCCAAUUUUUCAUUAAGCAAAGCCACCAAACGUAUCCAACUACUGAUUAAAGGACGUUUCCUGCAAAUGCUGCCCGAUGGCACUGUCAACGGAACACAAGACGAUCAAAGCGAAUACACAAUUCUGCAGCGAAACACUGUCGAUGUGGGACAAAUACGAUUGAUUGGGAUCGCAACUUGUCUGUACCUUUGCAUGGAUUCGUGCGGAAAUUUGUACAGUUCGCGUGAAUUUACAAACGAUUGCAUAUUUAAUGAGCGACUGGAAGACAAUUACAACUACUACACAUCGACACAUCAUUCGAGUGCUUGGCGAACAUAUUAUAUGGCCUUGAAUCGUCUGGGUGUACCGCGUAAAACCCAUUUGCCAUCUAACAAGCCAUUGGGUAAAUUAUCGACAUAUGUAAAAGCAUUUACUUUGACCGUGCCAGAGCAUCGUUCAGAGGCUGUAAUUGGUAAACGCUUUGGUUUCAAUCAUGUUACGCACGGUAUCAAGCAUUUAUGUGAGUCGGGAAAACAGCUUAUGGAACUCACUCAAAAACAAUUAGUCUAUCCGGAAUGCCAGAGCGGUAGUAGUAAUGGUAGCAUAAAUAGUAGCUUAAGUAAAAAACAACAACAACAACCACAGCCAAAUCAUCAUCAUAUUCGACACGCGAUGACGCAUCAGCAUCAUCGCCGUCCAGCUCCUGCAUCACUGACCGAUCGAGGAUCGAACCGGAAAAAUGCCGGCAGCGGCACCACUGUCACGAAAGCCGUCGCUUGUAACACAGAACAAUGUCUCAAGAAGAAGAAAGCCAACGGCAAUAACGGAAGCCGCAGUGGCGGGAACAACAAUAGCAAUAAUAGCAACAGUAGCAAUAAGAGAAAUAACAUGAAAAAGUUGAAUGCGAAAAGCACAAAAACUCGACCGAAUAAAAAAGCCACGACAAAAAUGACGACAACAACAACGACAACAACGACUACCACUGAAAGUGCCAUUUUAUACGGUCCAACAGCUGGACUCGAUAAUGUUCCUGAUAACUACGACGAUGAACUGGAUUACUCUGGAUCCGUUCAGAUAUCGUCAAACAGUCAGACCGGCCUCGCCAGCGACGAAGACUAUGAAGGUGACAAAUAAACCUUCACACCCUCUCCCCUAUCCCGUAUCAAAAAAUGUAACAAUUGUAUAUAGCUCCAGCAUUCAACAUAGCCACACAACAAUAACAAUUUCUCUUCAGAAUACUUAACCACAAACUGCGUUCAUUCAAAUAUUAAAUUAUAAAAGCUUUUUUUUAAAUCUAGCAUUUAAGCGUAGCAUCAAAAAUCUCAGGUUAUUUUAUCUACGUAUUUUUUUCUGUUUCAUAAGUUUGGAUCUAGUGAGUAGCGCGCGUUUCAAUUGAUUUGAUACGAGACUUUGUUUUAAUAAUACACAAUUGUGGCAAUUAGCCAUCAUCAAAUAAGUAAACCAUUACACAGAGCCAUGCAAAAAGUUAUAUAUAUAUAUAUAUCGCACGAGACGAAAAUAGCACAAAUUUUCACACACAACUAUGAAACCAUACUCGCAACAACAAUUAGCAUGUAAAAAGUAUUUGUAUUCGCAUAGAGACACGCAUCCAUUGUACUUCACCGAUAAUCUUCAUUUAACCACAUGUUUAUUCAUAUUUCCAUAUUGUCGUGACCAAAAUUCAAGCUAAACUAAAUAAGAAAUUGCAACAUUUACUUUAGAUUUUGAGUUGAUGUGAACAAGAAAGAAAAUGGUUAGAGUUUCGACAUUUAUCCUCGGAUUGAUAAAUCGGUCGAAAUUGUUUAUAAAUUGCAUCAAAUCAAUGUUUUGCUCAUUUCGAUUUAGAGUGACUAGUCUAACUGAGGCGGAGAAAGUGUUCUUCUUUUAUUUAGAUACAUUUACAAAGAUUUUUUUUAUGUUAUACUCUUGUGUAUUUUAUUUGUGUGAACUAAAUUAUUUUAUCACUAGAAGCCAAUCAUCAUUUUGUUUCUAUCCAUCAUUCGAUUUACGAUAAAAAUGUGUCCGAGUUUAAGGCAACUACUGCUUUUUCUUCUUCUUUCUUGUGUAUAUUUUUCUCUUCGUGAAUUUUCUUGCCAUUUUUUCUUCUUGACUUCUUUUCUACUUAUUUUGAUAAAUAGCAUUUUAAGCUGACACACGCACCGCAGAAAGAAAAAUAAUUCAAAAUCGUUGCUCAUUUAUCAUUCAAUUUAUAAAUUAC